Ophidiomyces ophidiicola is the source of this 2262-nucleotide messenger RNA. RefSeq names its product Nuclear actin-protein involved in chromatin remodeling (gene ARP5). Gene Ontology annotation, cellular component: cytoplasm; Ino80 complex. Gene Ontology annotation, biological process: regulation of DNA-templated transcription. The transcript has 4 exons. NCBI's taxonomy places the organism in Eukaryota, Fungi, Ascomycota, Eurotiomycetes, Onygenales, Onygenaceae. Bases 1 to 2262 code for a protein of 753 amino acids. The record is from RefSeq and is a predicted model, not a curated record.
AUGACAAUUCUUUCCAUCCAAGCCGUACCCACUUAUCGCGUUUUGCAGAAUAUCGCCGAGAAAAGGGAACCGAAGCCACCUCCCAAAGUCUUUCCUGUUCGAGAUCCCCCCUUCAAAGGCUUCCAUCCGCCUGAACCAGAUGGUUACGAGAGAAGCAGAGCUUUACCAAAUGCUAGCGCAAUAGUUAUAGACAAUGGCUCCAACCUCGUCAAAGCAGGAUGGUCCUUCGACAGCUUGCCUCGUGUCGUCUUCCCCCCCGUAUUUUCAAGAUUUCGAGACAGGAAAGCGAAUCGAACUGCCCAAUUCGUUGGCUAUGAUGCCUACGUAGACGCGACCACCAGAGGGCAACUACGGAACGCGUUUGACCCCGGGACAAGUGUUAUCGGUAACUGGGAUGCCGUGGAGGGCAUUUUGGAUUAUAUAUUCAUAAAGUUGGGUGUAGAUGGGUCUAGUGGUAGAGUUGACCGUCCCAUCGUCCUGACAGAGCCUGUCGCCAACCCGGGAUAUUCGCGGAGGAUGAUGAACGAGAUAGCCUUCGAGUGUUACUCUGUUCCAUCCGUUGCCUACGGAAUAGAUUCCCUUUUUGCAUACAAGUAUAAUCAGGGUACGGACGGUCUUGUCAUCUCUUCAUCACACUCCUCCACCCACGUCAUCCCAGUUCUCAAUUCCAAAGCCCUUCUCUCAAAUUGCACUCGUCUUAAUUGGGGUGGCUACCAAGCUUGCGACUAUUUGUUGAAGCUCCUUAAGCUUAAGUACCCGACGUUCCCGGCCCGAAUGACUGAAAUCCAGAUGGAGGAACUUGUGCACAAGCACUGCUAUAUAUCUCAGGACUACGAUGCUGAACUUUCUAAAUAUCUGGACUGGACGGGCUUAGAAGAAAGGGAUCAUGUUAUACAGUAUCCGUUCACUGAGCAUAUUGUACCGGAAAAGUCAGAAGAGGAACUUGCUCGCAUAGCAGAACGGAAGAAAGAAAGUGGACGGCGCCUACAAGAACAGGCUGCAAAGAUGAGGCUGGAAAAAUUAUUGAAGAAAGAGCAAGAGCUAGAAUAUUACAAAGACCUGCAAAAGAAUCUAGCUUCAGAAACUAAGAAAGAAAUUCGGCGAAUUCUAGACUACGAAGACAUGAAAGAUGAAGUUCAACUGGAUAAAACAAUAAAAGAUCUCGAAAAAUCAAUUAAGAAAUCGCGGAACAAGGAUCUGGGUCAAGAGGAAGCUGCUGAACAACCCAACGAAAUGAUAUUUGCAUUACUAGAUAUUCCGGAUGAGGAGCUAGACGAAGCCGGCUUGAAGGAAAAGAAACAUCAACGUCUAAUGAAGUCAAACGUCGAGGCGAGACAGCGGGCUAAAGAAGAGAAAGAGCGGGAAAGGGAACGAAUAGCCAACGAAGAACGGCUGGAUGCUGAAAGGCGAGAGAAUGACUUUGAAUCCUGGGUGGAGGAAAAGAGACAAGCGAGGAGUGCAAUUCUGCAAAGGAUCAAGGAGCGCAACCGUAUGAAAGCCGACCUUGGGAACCGAAAAUCGCUCGCUAGCCAAAUGCGCAUGAAAACUUUGGCGAAUCUCGCCGCUGACGGCCCUAAAAAGAGGCGACGAGGCGGAGACGACGAUACUUUUGGUGCAAAUGAUGAAGAUUGGGGUGUCUAUCGUACGGUUGCGACCGGUGAUGCCAGCGACGACGAAGACGAAGACGACCCAAACCAACAAUUGAAGACUCUUGAGGCGGAGUUGCUGCGAUACGACCCUGAAUUUACUGAAGAUCAUACUCUUGAAGCACAGUCGGAUUGGUCCAUGUCGCUUAUCCACAUGUUUCUCCGUGGGCCAUGGCCCUUCAAUGGAGAGAGCCAGCGAGAAUCCCACCAGUUACAUCUUAACGUUGAACGCAUACGGGUACCUGAAGUUUUCUUUCAGCCGUCUAUUGCAGGCCUCGACCAGUCUGGCAUUGUGGAAAUUGCGGCUGAUAUCGCUUUGCAGCGGUUUUCCUCGCUUGAGGACCAAAGGAAAUUGCUUCGUGAUGUAUUUAUCACUGGAGGCAGCUCGCUAUUCCAAGGUUUCAGUGAACGAUUCGAAAGAGAAUUCCGCUCAGUAUUACCGGCCGAGGUUGAGUUACGCGUUCGGAAGUCCAGUGACCCUGUUCUAGAUGCGUGGAAAGGUGCAGCACAGUGGGCUGCAGGGCCAGAUCUUGGGGCAUCAUCGAUAACCAGGGAGGACUAUCUGGAGAAAGGGUCUGACUAUGUUAGGGAACAUGGGCUUGGCAAUGCCUGUUAG